AAAGAAUGUUUUGAGUUAAGCUCAUCAUCAUUUUUUUUCUUUGUUGAUUCAAAUUUUGAUUUUCCGAAAAAAAAUGGAAAUUGAUCCAGUUUCAUCAUCAACGCGACGACAAUGGAAUCAUUUAAACAAAGUUCUUUCCCGAACUGGCCCAUUUGUUCAGGCUGGAUUUGAUUCAACAGCCGGUCUAACCAUAUUACAAGAAGCAAAAAUUCUUGUUGUUGGUGCCGGUGGUCUUGGUUGUGAAAUGCUUAAAGAUUUAGCCAUGAUGGGUUUUGUUGAUAUUCAUGUUAUUGACUGUGAUACGAUCGAAAUGUCGAAUCUAAAUCGUCAAUUUUUAUUCCGUACCAAAGAUGUUGGCCGUAGUAAAGCAGUGGUGGCUGCCGAAUUCAUUAAUAAACGUGUUGCCGGCUGUAAUGUUACGGCUCAUUUCUGUAAAAUUGAAGAAAAAGAUCCACAAUUUUAUUAUCAAUUUAAUGUAAUUGUAAGUGGUUUAGAUGCUAUUGGUCCAAGACGUUGGCUAAAUACCAUGCUAUUUGGAUUAUUGCAACCAUCGCCCGAAAACCCGGCCGAAAUGAUCAAUAUUAUUCCAUUAGUAGAUGGUGGAACCGAAGGUUUUAAAGGAAAUUUUCGUGUUAUUAUACCAAGUGCUGAUAAUCCUUGUGUUGAAUGUAUGUUGGAUCUAUAUCCACCACAGAUUACCUAUCCACUUUGUACAUUAACACAUCGGCCAAGACUUCCGGAACAUUGCAUCGAAUACGUUAAACUUAUUCAAUGGAAUCGUGAUUGUCCAUUUGGUGAAAUAGAAUUAGAUGGUGAUGAUCCGGCACAUCUACAAUGGGUAUAUGAACAUGCUAUGGAUCGUGCCAUUGAAUUCGGUAUCGAAGGUGUUACCUAUCGACUAACACAAGGUGUAGUCAAACAUAUAAUACCUGCCGUAGCAUCGACUAAUGCAAUUAUUGCUGCUGCUUGUUGUACUGAAGUAUUUAAAUUAAUGACUGCAGCUGCACCAUUUCUUAAUAAUUAUCUUGUACUGAAUAAUUCUGAUGGAAUCUAUACGUAUACAUAUGCAGCAGAACGUAAACGUGAUUGUACUAUUUGUGGUCCAUUACCAAUACCAUUAAAAAUUUCUUCAAAAAAAUUAACUUUAGAUAAUCUAAUUGAUCAACUUGUAUUGGAUUAUCAAAUGUCUAAAACAUCUAUAUCAAUACGAACAAUUAUGAAAAAUGAUUCCGAUCAAACAUUAUAUAUGGCAAGUUUAGCUGAACAAACUGAAAAAAAUUUACCUAAAACAUUACCACAAUUAAUGAUUGAUGAUGGACAAUUAAUUGUUGCUAUUGAUAAUAAUUUAAUGAAAAAAUUUGUAAUUAAUUAUGUUUGA
Molecule: messenger RNA, 1378 nt
Organism: Dermatophagoides pteronyssinus (European house dust mite)
Lineage: Eukaryota; Metazoa; Arthropoda; Arachnida; Sarcoptiformes; Pyroglyphidae
Gene: Uba3
Product: Ubiquitin-like activating enzyme 3
Biological process (GO): protein neddylation
Cellular component (GO): cytoplasm; nucleus
Molecular function (GO): NEDD8 activating enzyme activity
Source: RefSeq, a predicted model, not a curated record